CUUGGUCUCACUCGCUUCACUCUGCCUCUUUUCCCUUUCCCUUCCCUUUCUCUUCACCCACAAGCCAUUCGAUCUCCGGGCUCUUCAUGUCGCACUGCUCCUGAGAGAUACACACCUCAAAAUGGACCCAAACACGUCCAUCGUGGCCAAGCUGGAUGCCUUCGCGGCAGAGCUUCUGGCCGACUGGAAUGUAUACAGCACGUUGAUUGUCUGCGGCAUUGCUGCCUUCGUCGUGUUCUCCUUUGUUACCUCCAAGGACACCGAUAUCCAUCCGUUCCUUCUCGCACGUCAGUCAACUGCAUUCCCCGUCCGACAGCCCGGUGAAUCCGCCCCAUACCGAAGCCUCGAGACCCCACACGGUUUCCCUCUCCGGUCCGGCCUCAACGUCAAGGACCCUGGAGCUCCGAGAUGGACCAGCGGCAGAAAGGGUGACUUGCGCGAUAUUUGGAAAGCUGCGGUGCGCGGUUCCAUGGAAGAAGAUGGCAAGGUCUCUGGCAAACAGGGCAAGAUCUAUACAGUUCUUGGAAGGAAAGCCAUCGAGCAUUCGUUGGACCAGGUGACCCAGGAUUUCAAUGUCAUUGGCACUCGCCUGCAGUCUGCCAAGGUGAACACGGUCGCGAUCUGUUUGACAGACUCGGUGGAGCUUCUGGCUGCUAUCUUCGCUGGUGCUUUCUACGGAAUCAAGACGAUCAUGAUCCCCCACAACCUUGAAGCAGAGGCUUUGUCGACUCUUCUCCAGAAGUCAGGCGCGGAAGCUCUGAUUGGCGAGGCUGGUGCUCUUGACCUGUCUCUCGUGGCCAAGAGUAACGAGCAGCUCUCCCAGGUCAUCUGGGUCGCGAAGCUCGGAAGUAGACACAUGGACUGGAACGAUGUCCCCGAGGACGUCAAGGGCACUUUGGAAGUCGGUGUUUGGCAUGAGCUGGUGGAGGAGAAGAAGGACCUGGCUGGACUCGAAGUUCCCAGCUGGGACCCAAGCUCUCCCGCGUCUUCUAUCACCACUGUCUGGCCGUCGAAGUCGUCUGCAGGCGAGUUCGUCGAGUAUCAAUCAGAGAAUAUCGUGUCAGGAAUUGCCGGCCUCUUGUACUCUCUGCCUCGUCCUCAGCGGUACAGCCCCAGUGACGUCGUGCUUUCGAUUGACUCUCUGUCACGGUCGUAUCCGCUAUGCCAAAUCAUGGCUGCCUUGUUCUCCAACGCUUCCGUUGCGGUCAACUCCGUGGCCGGAGAAAAUGUCGACUUCGCCCUCGCCACUGUGGGUGUGUCCCCGACUGUCAUUAUCGCUUCUUCUCGCACAAUGUCCGAAUACCACAGCCAGUUCAUGCAGCCACACUCUGGCCCCGUAUCGAAAUUUGCUCGCUGGGUUCAAGUGCGCAGCCUGGAUGGUGGAUACAUGCCAUCACACGGCUUGCUGAAUCAGGUGGCCAAUGCCGGGCCCACCUCAGAACUCUCUCUGGACAAGCUUCGUCUGCUGUGCAUUUCUCACCGGGUUGACGCAGACCCUGACGUCCAGCUGGACUCGGAGCAACUGGCAGACCUGCGCAUCCUCACUGGGGCCCGUAUCGUGUAUGCCUUGACUGGCCCCGGUGUUGCCGGCGCGGUCUCCCAGACCAACGUCUUCGAUUACCGACGCUUUCCGGGCCCGAACCACUUCGGUGCGCCUUUGAGCAGUGUGGAGGUGGUUCUGAAGGGCGUGCCUGAUGGUGCCGAACACGAAGAGGGAGAGAUUGCGGUGUCUGGCCCCUCUGUCAUCUGUGGGAAGACCACUCUGGCUGGGCGAAUCCGCAUCCGCAAUGAUAACACUUUUGAGCUGCGUCAUUAGAUUCAUUUGCACCAUGAGCGUUUGAGCGUUUCGGGCUUUCGUAUCUACCUUUUUCUGCUGAUAUCUUCUGUCGAUGUUCCCAGGAGCUCAUUUGAUUGCCCAUCCCAUCACAGCCAUUGGACGUAGCAAGCUUAGUAUUUUAUCAGUUCAACAUGAAAAGAAAUGGCAUCUAUUUUCAAAUACAG
This is a messenger RNA of Aspergillus heteromorphus CBS 117.55, 2001 nucleotides long. RefSeq lists its product as uncharacterized. Gene Ontology annotation, cellular component: endoplasmic reticulum; membrane. The transcript is spliced from 4 exons. The coding region runs from base 122 to 1816 and encodes 564 amino acids. The record is from RefSeq and is a predicted model, not a curated record. Gene Ontology annotation, molecular function: long-chain fatty acid-CoA ligase activity. Lineage: Eukaryota; Fungi; Ascomycota; Eurotiomycetes; Eurotiales; Aspergillaceae.